UCUCCACGCUUUAAACAGUUUUGUCCUUCCCCGGCCACCGUAGGAUACGUAGACAGCUCCUAAACAGCCAGCUUCCAGAGACAAAAUGUCUUUUACUUUGUAUUCCCUCAUUCAAGCUGCUAUUCUGUGCGUAAAUGCGGUCGCAGUUCUACACGAAGAAAGGUUUCUGAGCAAAAUCGGCUGGGGAGUGGACCAAAGCGUGGGAGGUUUCGGGGAUGAACCAGGUAUCAAAGUCCAGAUGAUGAACCUAAUCCGGUCUGUGAGGACAGUGAUGAGAGUGCCGUUGAUAGCAGUGAAUACGGUCUGCAUUGUGCUGCUGCUUCUCUUCGGAUGACGGGACGAGCCUGAAGAUGGGACAAACCGGUCUGCUGUCAGAAGAGAGUACCAUCAUCUCAGGAAUCCCUCAGGAGGAACAUUUUAUUUCUUUGACACAGAGACGUGUACUGCCUGCUGGACUAUGAAUGCUUUCAACUGAUGAUUCACAUCACUCCAUAACAUCUUUGUCACGGCUUGUUUUAUAAAGACAAUAAUUCAAAUUAAGGAAAUGCAGCCAGUUAGAUCGGUUUUCUUCACCACUUGUUUUAAAAGUAUGUUAAAGGGUUUGUUGUUUGAAACUCCAUUCAUGUUUAAUAAAAUAUCACAAAGCAAACUAA
Molecule: messenger RNA, 653 nt
Organism: Notolabrus celidotus (New Zealand spotty)
Lineage: Eukaryota; Metazoa; Chordata; Actinopteri; Labriformes; Labridae
Gene: ier3ip1
Product: immediate early response 3 interacting protein 1
Exons: 3
Coding region: 86-334 (82 amino acids)
Biological process (GO): endoplasmic reticulum to Golgi vesicle-mediated transport
Cellular component (GO): COPII-coated ER to Golgi transport vesicle; Golgi membrane; endoplasmic reticulum membrane
Source: RefSeq, a predicted model, not a curated record